Cavia porcellus (domestic guinea pig) is the source of this 1321-nucleotide messenger RNA. It is a transcript of the gene Ctxn2, whose product is annotated as cortexin 2. The record is from RefSeq and is a predicted model, not a curated record. Bases 942 to 1187 code for a protein of 81 amino acids. Lineage: Eukaryota; Metazoa; Chordata; Mammalia; Rodentia; Caviidae. The transcript has 3 exons.
CGCGGACAGCGCCCAGGCGCCUGCUCCAGCCGGAAGGGAUGGGGAGAAUUCCCAAUGACGCAUUUAGACUCAGGUUAAACCAGCACGAUUUCGCCCCCGCUUUUCCUUUACCUUACGAGAAUAAACGAGGUUACAUUGAGCUCCUCCUGACCCGCGAGGCUGUCUUCACGCACAACAAAUGCCCGCGGUACAGGUGGGCUGUUGCGGGCGAGAAAGCGAGGAAUUUUGCAAGAAAUACAUGAACCCCGUGGCGCCCCAGGAAGCCACAGUGGUCUGCGCCUUGGUGACCAGCCUUCAGGGUGGGAGAUGGAAGAGAUCUCUGGCUCUCUCCUCCUCGUUUCCUUUUCUGCAGGGCUGAAGAGCAGAGCCUGUUGCUGGCCAGCCCUCCCCUCCUCUUGGUCUCACACCCAGACCCAGCCAGACACGUCUGCUCGCGCGCGAGUGUUUACACACGUUCUCCAGCAAAUCCAGAGGCGCGGGCACAUGCACUUCGGGGUUAAGGUAGGGGGGUCAGGGCCUCUGUCUGCACCAACAGGCACAGGCAUUGACACACGCAGGCCAGGAAAGCGUGUCGCCGCGGUCGUGUGUCCCCACGCAGGUGCCCAGAGCGCGCCUGGCGCGCGGUUGCUGAAGCGAUCGCGCGCACAGCCACACAGGCCACCCUUAAGUCUGCUGGCUGGACCCCAUCUCCAUGACAACAGGCAUGGAAGACCAGUGCUUUGGAAGGAAUCAGUAUCCGAGGAGUCAUCCAAAGAUGCUCUUAAAAGACAAAUUCUCUUAAGGUUUGAAAUCUGAAAGGUUUUAGGGUGGAUCUGGGAAGAUCCCAAGGUUUGGAUCUCAGGGAAACUCUGAGAUUUAUGCGUUUCACCUAUGAAGACAUCUGGGCCAAGCACUGAUGCCAGCAGAAAUUCUGAAGAACCACAAGAAUGUACCCAUGAAUAAUGAGUAGUACCUACUGCGGCAAUUCUUCAGCUAAGAUGAGCGUCAACGAAGUCUCCACUUUCUCAUUGACACUGGAGCAAAAAACUGGCUUUGCUUUCGUUGGGAUUUUGUGCAUCUUUUUGGGACUUCUUAUUAUCAGAUGCUUCAAAAUUCUGCUAGACCCAUAUAGUAGCAUGCCUUCCUCUACAUGGGAAGAUGAAGUUGAAGAGUUUGACAAAGGGACAUUUGAAUACGCACUUGCCUGAGAGUUCCAGAUGUAGACUUGUUAUGGUUGGGACAGUGAGAGAAGUGGGGGCUGUGUCUGCGAGUACCUUGUGUGUACUGGAGAGGAACUCAUUCAUUCACUGAAUUCAAUAAACAUCUGUGAUUGACCCAUCAA